This is a messenger RNA of Patiria miniata (bat star), 1470 nucleotides long. RefSeq names its product N-alpha-acetyltransferase 80-like. Gene Ontology annotation, molecular function: acetyl-CoA binding; N-acetyltransferase activity. Bases 146 to 778 code for a protein of 210 amino acids. The transcript has a single exon. Gene Ontology annotation, biological process: protein acetylation. Gene Ontology annotation, cellular component: cytoplasm. The record is from RefSeq and is a predicted model, not a curated record. Lineage: Eukaryota; Metazoa; Echinodermata; Asteroidea; Valvatida; Asterinidae.
UAUUUUGCUGCUUCAGGUCUCCGAGGUUGAUCCAUUUCUCCUUUGUGGAGACGAGGUGAAUCACGCCACUGCGCUGGUUACAGAACAGACUACGGUUAAACAUUCAGUAUUGGUUUGGUUACUAUUAUUGUUUGUGUGCACUGCGAUGGCGUCUUCGUAUUCCCUGAAGCCUCUGCACUCCAUACCCGAUCUCAUCCCUGCUUGCAUCAAGACCUUAAAGAAUGAAUGGCCGCAAUGCAAGGCGGAACUUCUACCGAAGCUGGUCAAGCAAGAACUCACCACUGCGCCAUGUUCAUAUGGCCUGGUCCGGCACUCAGACGACACACAUGAUAAAGAUACCUUAGUCGGUCAUUUUCGGCUAAUUCCAGUCAUCAAUAGGGAGCGGGCGCUGUACGCAGAGAGCCUGUGUGUAGAUAAGCUGCAAAGGGGGCGGGGCCAGAGCGCCAUGCUCAUUCCGCUUAUGGAGGAGUUUUUCGUAAAAAUGGGAUAUGCCGAGUUGUAUUUGCUUACUUCUUCCCAUCAAAAAGAUCACUACCUUCGCAAUUCGUUUACCAUCUGCGAUGAUUUGCCGCACACUUUAGGAGCCAACCUGCUUCGAACCGGUACAGCUUUGGGAAACCACGAAUAUAUUCACAGUUGGCAUGGCAACGUCCUGUAUCCAGGGUGGGAGUCAGAGUACGAGGGCGGCGCCAUAGCAACACAGAAAGAAACAGCGGACCACGAGUGUAUCGGUGUGUGGGUUGUAUGUUAUCUACAUAGGCGAUUGGCGAAACUUUGAAAAGAGGCUUAUUUCAGGAGUUUAAAUGCCCUACCCUACACACACCUACACCCACCUACACCAUACAUCAUUAGAAAGCUUAAUAUCUCUACUUUCAAAUAAGGCAUGAUGUGGAGCUUGGAAAUUGGGAGAAAUGUGGUUUUGGGUGCCAUUUUGGCCCAAAAUUCACAAGUUUUAGACCAAAUUGAUGUUCUAUAAAUUCAAAAUUACCAUAUUAAAAUUACCAAAUGUACAGUAACUAUAGGCGAUAUGGAGUGCAAAGGUGCAUUUUUUCUCAAAAUCGUGUUUCUAAGAGCAAUAAUUGUUGCACCAUCCAGACUCAAACCGGUCUUAAACAGAGUGUUAUAAUACCUCCCAAACACACAUUUAUUCCCUUAGUAAUGUGAGUAAAUAUAUAGAAUAGUGCUUGUCUGUUCUGUAAUAAUUGAAGACGCGUUUGUAUACUACGUGUUUGUAUACGACUGGUCUUCUAGGAAUGAGACAAUGAUUGUCCCAGUAACGAGAAAUGAAAAGCAAUUGAAAUAUAGUUGAGUCGAAAUCUCUCAAUAAUGAAGUACCCAGCUAAGUCAUUAAUGUUUUAAUAACGUGGUAUCAUCAUCAUCAUCAUCAUCAUCCUUCGGCUGCGGUGCAGUCGACUACAAGCUUCUUCCAUUUACUGCGAUCAUGGGCAAGUGUUGCGAUUUGGUCGUGGU